Molecule: messenger RNA, 1289 nt
Organism: Neoarius graeffei (lesser salmon catfish)
Lineage: Eukaryota; Metazoa; Chordata; Actinopteri; Siluriformes; Ariidae
Product: rho-related GTP-binding protein RhoA-B-like
Exons: 5
Coding region: 117-698 (193 amino acids)
Biological process (GO): stress fiber assembly; cell migration; small GTPase-mediated signal transduction
Cellular component (GO): cleavage furrow; dendritic spine
Molecular function (GO): GTP binding; GTPase activity
Source: RefSeq, a predicted model, not a curated record
UGCGCAGUGCUAUCCAGGCAGGAGCUCGCGGUAGUGACAGUUGCGCCGUUGUGCUUUGACGCUUUGGGUGGGAGAGACCGGAAAAACUCGCUCGCUAAGCAUCAAACACAAGAGAGAUGGCAGCGAUCCGUAAGAAGCUGGUGAUUGUUGGAGAUGGCGCAUGCGGCAAGACGUGCCUCCUGAUCGUCUUCAGUAAGGACCAGUUCCCCGAGGUGUACGUCCCCACUGUCUUCGAAAACUACGUGGCUGACAUUGAGGUGGACAGCAAACAGGUGGAACUGGCGCUGUGGGAUACAGCAGGACAAGAAGAUUACGAUCGUCUCCGUCCUCUGUCCUACCCCGACACUGACGUCAUCCUCAUGUGUUUCUCCAUUGACAGUCCUGACAGUCUUGAGAACAUUCCGGAAAAAUGGACUCCUGAGGUGAAACAUUUCUGCCCCAACGUCCCCAUCAUCCUGGUGGGCAACAAGAAGGACCUGCGCAACGACGAACACACUCGCCGUGAGCUCGCCAAGAUGAAGCAGGAGCCAGUGAAAGCAGAGGAGGGCCGUGACAUGGCGAAUCGGAUCUACGCCUUUGGCUACAUGGAGUGUUCAGCCAAGACGAAGGACGGCGUGCGGGAGGUGUUCGAGAUGGCCACCAGGGCGGCACUGCAGGCCAGGAAAGGCAAGAAGGGCACCAAAUGCCUCCUACUGUAAAACAAACGGGACUCGAUGCUCAUUAUACAGGACGGGAGGGGCUGAACAUAAGUAAUGCCCUCUUCCCCACCCCCAAUCAGCCUGCCUGAAAUGACUGUGCUCAACCGCUAAAUCACGUGGUGUGUUUUUUUUUUUCUUCUUUGAGUCUUUUAAUUGAAACCAAUAAUGGCUAGUUAUGGAAGUUUUUGUCAGUAUUUAAAGAGGCAGAUCAGGAGAAAUGUUGUUCUAUUGUACUUUUACAGACACGCACGUCAUGAUUAAAUUUGCCAUAUAAACUCGUGCCGAGCCAACGGUAAAAGGAGAAACGUUGGAGUCGUGUAUUUGCUAAAUGAUAUGCUCGUAUCAGUGAUGUUUCACUGUGACCGAUGGCCCAUGCAGUUAUUUCAAUUUAUAAAUAUGCAAUGAAGAUGGGGAAAAAAAAAAAAAGAUCAGGACCAAUGUGCAAUACAGAAAAGACAACACAGGCUCUGUUUUUUUUCUGGAAUGCAUACACUUGGACAAGACUUGAAACUUUUUUUUUUAAUUUUACUUUCUUUCGAAACAAACAGGAACCAAAUUUGGUAUUUGUGUAUUAAAGAAACUUUUUAGGAA